AUGGCCUCAAACGCGCCCAGGGCGGUCGCCGACGCCGUUGCCGCCCUGGCAGCCAAGAACCAGGCCCCCCACUUCCUGGUGGUCUACGCCAGCAUCGUCAACGGCCGCAGCUGGUGCGGCGACUGCGUCCGGGCGGAGCCGCUGAUCCAGGAGAAGUUCCCCGCCGGCGAGCAGACGCGCCUGACGGUCCAGUACGCGGGCGACCGGGAAACAUGGAGAUCGCCUGAGAACGAGUGGCGCAAGUUUGGCGUUCCGGCUCUGCCUACGCUCUACAAGGUCACGCCCGAUGGAACAUGGUCUCAGCUGGUCGAGGGAGAAGUCUACGACCAAAAGAAGCUUGACGCGUUCGUCGGCACACAGUAG
Messenger RNA from Diaporthe citri, 363 nucleotides. RefSeq lists its product as uncharacterized. NCBI's taxonomy places the organism in Eukaryota, Fungi, Ascomycota, Sordariomycetes, Diaporthales, Diaporthaceae. The transcript is spliced from 3 exons. Bases 1 to 363 code for a protein of 120 amino acids. Gene Ontology annotation, cellular component: cytosol. The record is from RefSeq and is a predicted model, not a curated record. Gene Ontology annotation, molecular function: protein-disulfide reductase [NAD(P)H] activity.